AUGGGCUGUUUCUGCGCGGUGCCGGAAGAAUUUUACUGCGAAGUUUUGCUCCUGGACGAGUCCAAGCUGACCCUGACCACACAGCAGCAGGGCAUCAAGAAGUCAACAAAAGGGUCGGUUGUCCUGGGCUAUGUAUUCCGUCACUUAAACCUGGUGGAAAUAGAUUACUUUGGACUGCGCUACUGUGACCGAAGUCAUCAAACGUACUGGCUGGAUCCUGCGAAAACGCUUGCUGAACACAAAGAAUUGAUAAACACUGGACCACCAUACACUCUGUAUUUUGGCAUUAAAUUUUAUGCAGAGGAUCCGUGUAAACUUAAGGAAGAAAUAACAAGGUAUCAGUUUUUCUUGCAAGUAAAGCAAGAUGUUCUACAGGGCCGUUUGCCUUGUCCAGUCAACACUGCAGCACAGCUGGGAGCAUACAUAAUUCAGUCUGAGCUGGGGGACUAUGACCCGUACAAGCACACUGCAGGUUACGUCUCUGAGUACCGCUUCGUUCCCGACCAGAAGGAAGAGCUGGAGGAUGCCAUAGAGCGGAUACAUAAGACUCUGAUGGGUCAAGUUCCUGCUGAGGCAGAAGUGAACUACUUGGGUGUGGCCAAAUCUCUGGAAAUGUAUGGAGUGGAUCUCCACCCUGUUUAUGGUGAAAACAAAUCUGAGUACUUUUUAGGAUUAACACCCAUAGGAGUUGUUGUCUACAAGAAUAAAAGACAAGUAGGAAAGUAUUUCUGGCCUAGAAUUACAAAAGUUCACUUCAAGGAAACACAGUUUGAACUUCGAGUCCUGGGAAAAGAUUGCAGUGAAACUUCCUUCUUUUUUGAAGCCCGUAACAAGGUUACAUGCAAACAUCUGUGGAAAUGCUGUGUGGAGCAUCAUACAUUUUUCAGGGUGCCAGAGAAUGAAUCACACUCUCUGUCAAGAAAAGUCAGCAAGUUUGGAUCCAUAGGUUAUAAACAUCAGUACAGUGGCAAAACAUCUUUGCGAAUGACCAGAAACCCUUCUGUCCAGCCUCCACGGCCUGACCAGAGCAUUGAAAGAAGUCGCAGCAAGACUUACCCCAGAAGAACACAGCAGACAGGACUCAUCUGUUUUGGGCUUUUUUCUCCCUCAGGUUCUAAGAACAUGAGCCAGAUUACAACAAAUGGGGAAAAUGAAGGAACUACCAAAAUUAUUGCACCUUCUCCAGUGAAAAGCUUUAAAAAGAUGAAAAAUGAAAACAGUCCAGAAACACAAAGAAGUAAAACAGGUGCUCCAUGGGAGGAAAAUGGCCCACAGAGUGGACUGUAUAAUUCUGCCAGUGACCACAAUAAAUCACCAAAGUUUUCUUACUCUCGCCGAAGGAACCCUUCUGGUGGCAGUGAGAAUGAGUCUGGGCAGCCAGUUCAGAGGAGGAAAAAUCAAAACAGUGGUGAAGAUUCAGAUUUAAAGCAAAGGAGAAGGUCACGGUCCCGCUGUAACACCAGCAGUGGCAGUGAAUCUGAAAACUCCAACAGAGAGCAUCGGAAGAAGAGAAACAGAUUGCGGCAGGAGAAUGAUAUGGUUGACUCGGCUCCUCAGUGGGAAGGUGUGCUGCGGCGGCAGAAGGGGAAAACUCAGGCAGAUCCAAACUACCGGCGGUCCAGGCACAGAUCUCGAUCGAGAAGCCCAGAUGUACAAGCUAAAGAAGAAUUGUGGAAACAUAUUCAGAAAGAGCUUGUGGAUCCAUCUGGCUUAUCUGAGGAGCAAUUGAAAGAAAUUCCAUACACUAAAGUAGAGACUCAAGGCAACCCCAUCCGCAUUCGACACUCGCACUCCCCUCGUAGCUACCGGCAGUACCGGCGGUCCCAGUGCUCUGAUGGGGAGAGAUCUGUCCUGUCUGAAGUGAAUGUCAAAAUUGAUCUGGUCCCUCCACUGCCUGUUACACGAUCUUCAGAUGGGAAAGGUCCCAGCAUCCAGCUCACUCAACAGAGGCAAAAUGGAUCUAAAGACAGCCUAGUAGAAGAACCAUCUCUGCUAUCCACUAAUAAUGUUGAUGGAAAACCUGCCACUAAGAUCAUCAAAACUGUGCAGGUGUCACGCUUCAAGGUGGAGAUUUGA
Messenger RNA from Cinclus cinclus, 2076 nucleotides. It is a transcript of the gene EPB41L4A, whose product is annotated as erythrocyte membrane protein band 4.1 like 4A. The transcript is spliced from 23 exons. Bases 1 to 2076 code for a protein of 691 amino acids. The record is from RefSeq and is a predicted model, not a curated record. Lineage: Eukaryota; Metazoa; Chordata; Aves; Passeriformes; Cinclidae. Gene Ontology annotation, cellular component: cytoskeleton.